This is a messenger RNA of Momordica charantia (bitter melon), 1289 nucleotides long. RefSeq lists its product as uncharacterized. Lineage: Eukaryota; Viridiplantae; Streptophyta; Magnoliopsida; Cucurbitales; Cucurbitaceae. Gene Ontology annotation, cellular component: membrane. The record is from RefSeq and is a predicted model, not a curated record.
CAAUCUCAUACAUCCAAAUCAAUCACCAAUGAAGAAGUAGCAGAGCGAUUGGUUGCUGCUUCUUGGAAAUUGGGAACUACACCUUCCCCCUUCGUUGCAGAAUCAGAGGACUCCAAAUUUGUGUGAGCGUUCGCCAUUAAUCAUCAUCAUCAACGAUCUCAAUUUCUCCUCAGAAAACCCAUUUCAAUCUUCAAAAAAAUUUCCCACUCAAAUCCCCUUUUCAGCUCAAGGGGUCGGAGGAAUCGUCUCAGAAAAUGUUCCCAUCGCCCGUGGAAGAAGGAUGGCUAUAUUGGGUCCGAUGGCAAGUCCCCGUCUGCGCUCUGGUAAUCGCCAUUCCCUCUGUUUUCGCUCUUAAAUUCAUCAGAAAGUCAAUGGCGGAGCCUCUGCUUCUCAGUGAUCUGUGGGCUACUCACUGGAGGCGCCUCAGCCCUCUCUGGCUUCUGCUCUACAGAGCUUUUGCCUUCGUUUGCUGUGUUCAGCUUCUGUACGAGAUUGUGGCCUUACAUGGACCUUUUGUCUUCUUUUUCUACACUCAGUGGACAAUGGCAUUAGUAGCAAUCUAUUUUGCGCUGGGGACUAUAGUAUCUGCAUAUGGAUAUUGGUAUCCUUCAAGGAAAACCCAGUCCAAAAAUGAGGAGGGAUCUAAACUCCUGGAAAAAGAUUUGAAGAAGAAUAAAAUUGCAACCUCAAGAAGUAAUGGAGACAAUGUUGUUGAGCUGCAAAACAAAUAUGCUCAACAGGAGAAAGCAGGAUAUUUAGGAACUCUAAUGCAAAUGUCAUAUCUGGCAUCGGCCGGUGCUUCUGUAUUAACCGAUGUUGUGUUCUGGUGCCUUCUCGUGCCAUUUCUGCUUGGUGAAAAUUUCCAAGUCAACCUGUUGAUAGGUAGCAUACAUACUCUGAAUGCUGUUUUUCUUCUUGGAGACACUGCUCUCAAUAGCCUUUCGUUUCCUGUGGGCGGUUUCGCAUACUUCGUGGUCUUUGGCGGUCUCUAUGUCGUUUUCCAAUGGAGCGUGCACGCGUGCUGCGUAAACUGGUGGCCAUAUCCUUUCUUUGAGCUCAGUACACCUUGGGCUCCUCUCUGGUACUUUGCUUUGGCAGUGAUUCACAUCCCCUGUUAUGGAUUAUAUGCACUAAUUGUGAAGGCAAAAUACUCUCUUCUGCCAAGAUUGUUUCCUCGUGCUUUUGUCAAGUCUUUUUAGCUCUCACAUCAAAAACUAGCUGUUGUUAUUUAUUCAACUUACGAAAUUGUUGGAAUCAAACUCUAUUGUUACAAAAACAGCGCCGUUUGA